AUGUCACAAGCAAGUAGUGUUACUGAUCAAACUGCCGCACCAGUUAUUAGUGAAUCUUCAUCUGUUGUUCAACGUUGGGAAGAUGACUUUUCUAAUACCAAAACAGAUGAAAUAAUAUAUGAUUAUAUUAUUGUUGGGUCUGGUUCAGCAGGUGCUGUCUUAGCUAAUCGUCUUUCUGAACAAGAUGAUAAACAAAUUCUUCUUAUUGAAGCUGGUGGUGCUGAUACAAUCAAUACAAUUCAUAUGCCAGCUGCAUCUGGAAGUUGUCAAGGUGGUGAUAUCGAUUGGCAAUAUAAAACUACAUCACAAGUUUAUUCACAUUUUAAUUGUAUCAAUCAACAAAGUAGUUGGCCACGAGGAAAAGUUCUUGGUGGCUGCUCGUCAAUCAAUUAUAUGCAAUAUGUUCGAGGUGAUCCACAUGAUUAUGAUAAUUGGCAAUUAGAAGAAUGGUCAUUCGAUAAAUUAUUACCAUAUUUUAAAAAAUUAGAACGCGCUGAUAUAAAUACAAUUCCAGAAAAUGAAAAAUUUCGCAAUCAUGAUCAAAAUAAAGGUAUGAUGGAUGUUACAAUAUUAGAAGAAUCUAAUAAAUUAAAUCAAUUAUUUAUUGAAUCUUGUGAAAAAAAUGGAUUUCAUCAAACGAAAGAUUAUAAUGCUGAAGAAUCUCUUAGUGGAUGUGUAUCAAUGUCACAAAUAUCAACUAAACAUGGGAAACGUUGGUCGACAGCAAGUGGUUAUUUAUUAUCAGGAAUAAAACGAAAGAAUUUUCAUUUAUUAAUCAAUGCACAUACUUGUCGUGUUUUGUUUAAUGAAGAAAAACAAACAACUGGUGUGAUUGUUAGACGUGAUAGUUCACCAGAUAAAGAAGAGUUUAUUAAAGGUAAAGAAGUGAUUCUUUCUGCUGGUGCUAUCGGUAGUCCACAAAUACUUCUUCUAUCUGGAAUUGGCCCUCGUGAUGAAUUAGAAAAACAUGAAAUUCCUGUUAUAGUUGAUCUACCUGGUGUUGGAAAAAACUUACAAGAUCAUCUUACAUCUAUUCUUAUUUAUUUAAGUAAAAUACCAACACUUUCUGCUCGUGAUUUGACACAAGAAAAUCUACAAAGAUGGGCAACUGAAGGAAGAGGUCUUCUCACAUCAUGUAUUGUUGAAUCACAAGGAUGGUGUCAAGUGAAUAAAACUGAUAAAACACAAGUGCCUGAUACUCAAAUACAUUUACUUCCAGUAACAGCUGAUACUAAAUUUACGAAGAUUUUAAAUUUUAAACCAGAAAUAUAUGAACAAUAUCUGGAUUCACAUCUUUUCGAUGGACAACUAGGAACAGUUUUCUGUCUUCCUACAUUACUUCAUCCAAAAUCAAGAGGUGAAAUAACUUUAGCAAGUCGUGAUCCAUUUAUACAUCCAAUUAUCAAUCCAAACUAUUUAGAAAACAAAGAAGAUGUUCAAAUAUUAGUUGAAGGAUGUAAAUUAGUUGAAAAAAUUUGUCACACUGAACCAUUGAAAGAUAUACUUCAAUCAUUAGCGAAAGAAAUGAAUGGAAAUGAAAUAAUAGAUGAUAAUGAAGAUAAAUUUUGGGAAUCAUAUGUUCGAAAAUAUAGUGUUACAGUCUUUCAUCCAGUGGGAACAUGUAAAAUGGGAAAAGAACAAGAUGAAAUGACAGUUGUCACACCGGAUACAAAAGUUAAAGGUGUAAGGGGUCUUCGUGUUAUUGAUGCAAGUAUCAUGCCAAGUAUUGUGUCAGGCAAUACAAAUAUUCCAACUAUUGCAAUAGCAGAAAGAGCAGCAGAUUUAAUUAAAAACAUUUAA
Adineta steineri is the source of this 1800-nucleotide messenger RNA. NCBI's taxonomy places the organism in Eukaryota, Metazoa, Rotifera, Eurotatoria, Adinetida, Adinetidae. The record is from the annotation of a GenBank genome assembly.